UAAAGAGACAAAAAAAAUAAAAUUUUAUAAUUUGUAAUUUAUAAAAUAUUAUUUUAAUUUGGAUAAAUUGAUAUUGUACUGACGAUGUACUGAGGAGGGUGAAGAGGAGACUGAGAAAAGGAUCGAGAUAAUUAAGCGGUUAUUUUUUAAAUGAGUGCGAGCAAACGCCGGAAAAUAUCGUCGUCAUGGGAAGUGAGAGAUGGCCCGAUAACGAGAUCGAGGAGCUACACGCUGGAGACUUUGGACACCCUGCCGCCGGAAGUACUGGAGAUGGUUUUCAAAUUUUUGCCCUGUCAAGUUGUCGCUACAUCAGCGCGUCUUGUGUCCAGACAAUGUCAAUUAGUAGCGACGUCAGUUCUAAACGGAACAUUUUUUUCCGCGGGUUGUCGCCUAGAAUCGGUGAUGACAAGAACGGAAUCAAAAAUAAUCCACCUGAAGAACGAGACCGACAUCCUAGUCCACAGUCGCGCGUUCAAUAUCCUGGAGAUGAUCCGCACCCAGUACAAAAUGCUGCGUGCCGUGACCUGGCGCUACACUCACCCACCGCGGCCCGAAAAAUUUCCACGUCUAUGCUUCUAUGCCGGGAGUCUCCUCGACGAGCUGAACAACCUCCUGUACCUCGCCAACGUCCGACCCGCGGCACUGAUCGGCCCCAACGGACCAGAUACAAUAGUAACCGGGUUCUUCGCCCUUUGCAAACGUUUCAUGAACUAUUUCGAGAAGGUCUCGGAGCGCAAACUCAACAGAUCGGCGCUGAUAUCCGGUUGCAAAGCCAUCGACAUCCUGGACUGCCUCGCAGAGGGACGUCAGGUGAUAGGAUUCCGUUUGACAACAGGACGCGGGAACCGCGGGAAUAUUCUCUGCAUGCAACUCCGGUACGUGAUGCGCCGCGCAUGGUUCACGUGUCUCCAGGUCCCACGUGCCGUGGACGAGACUUCCUGGCGCGACGAGCAACGAUUCAUGCAUCUGAGAUUGAGACGGCUGGUCGGCAGUGUCAACGAACAUCACUACGAAACCCUUCACUACCAAAGAGAAAUGAUGCUCCGCGACCGGGAAAUGCCCCUACUCCGACCUCCCCUGCCCUCGACUUACUCCGGCUACGGGGAGUACGGAGGUCAGUUCUUUUACUACGGUAAUAUGAACAGAUAUGCGUUUGCUAAUAAGUUCAAUAGGACACCCGAGUCCGAGGACUACGAAGCUGACGACCGACAAAACGCACGAGCUAUUCCCAAGUUUGACCUGACUGUCUCUGUUGAUCUUCGCUGCUCUCCGGAACUGGCUCCUCUCGCGGUCAGGUCGAUUCUGAAGAGCGACGAUGUUGACCAUCAAAUUGCUUCGCAUAAUCCAGAAAUUUAUAUGAAAAUGAAGGUCACCUGUCCGGGUUCCGCUGCCAACAGACUUCCCGGUAAUUUUAUUUGGGAACAAAAAGCUACGAGACGCCCUCAGAUUUAUUGAUUUAUAUAUUUUUUUUAUGUUUAAUAUUCUCGAGUAGUAAAAUUUAAAUAGAUUUUUUUUAUUGUUUUUUUUGAAAAAUUUUUAAAUGACAAAUAAAAUAUUUUUUUUUAUAAAAUUGUUUUUAUGACAGGAAAAAUUUGAAAAUUUUAAAAUAAUUUUUUUUAUAAAUAAAUUUACUGAAACUAAAUUUUUUACAAACGACUGAAAGUUUCGAUGCAAAAAACUUCAAGAAAAUUUUAAUAAAUUUUCAAAGUUGAACCAAAUGCCAUUCCCUCAAUUGAUUUACGAUUGUUUUUUUUUCUUCAUUAAUUAGUAUUUUAAUUAUUUUAUUCUUUAAAAUUACUACUCGAGAUUUUCUGAAUUUUAAAAUAAA
Microplitis mediator is the source of this 1828-nucleotide messenger RNA. RefSeq lists its product as uncharacterized. The record is from RefSeq and is a predicted model, not a curated record. Bases 151 to 1455 code for a protein of 434 amino acids. The transcript has 3 exons. Lineage: Eukaryota; Metazoa; Arthropoda; Insecta; Hymenoptera; Braconidae.